CCUCCCAAUCGCGCACAAUGAGACAGCGCUGAGCGCCGGAAGUGGGGCUGAAGGAAAACACGGAGAGGGAGCCCGGCCGGGACAGGAAGAGGCGGGGGGCCGCGGCGGAGGUGGUGAGUGUUCCUGGGCGCCUCUUCCCCUGUGUCCCUUUCAGACUCGCGUCCGGGGUGGCUCUCCGGUGGGUUCUCCGGUCUCCAGAGUUGAGGGCGGGCCUGGCCCGAGAGGUGAAGAGGAAGAAAACUGAAGUCAAAGACCAUGGGAGAUGCCACAAAACCUUAUUUUGUGAGGCGUCCUAAAGAGCGAGGGACUACAGAUGAUGAGGAUUUCAGAAGGGGUCACCCCCAACAAGAUUAUUUAAUAAUGGAUGAUUAUGCUAAAGGCCAUAGCAGUAAAAUGGAAAAAGGCCUUCCCAAAAAAAAAGUAACACCAGGGAACUAUGGGAAUACUCCCAGAAAAGGACCGUAUGCUGUUUCUAACAAUCCAUAUGCAUUUAAGAACCCAAUUUACAGUCAACCCACUUGGAUCAAUGACAACCACAAAGAUCAGAGUAAGAGAUGGCUAUCUGAUGAACUUGCCAGUAAUUCAGACAGUUGGAGAGAAUACAAACCUGGACCUAGAAUCCCUGUUAUAAACCGACCAAGAAGAGACUCUUUUCAGGAAAGUGAAGAUGGAUAUAGGUGGCAAGAUGGAAGAGGCUGCAGAACUGUAAGACGACUAUUUCAUAAAGAGCUGACAAACCUGGACAUCAUGUCAGAAAUGGAAGCGGGAAGCCCUGAAAACAAGAAACCGAGGUCCAGACCUCGGAAGCCACGGAGAACUAGAAAUGACGAAAAUGAACAGGAUGGAGACUUGGAAGGCCCUGUGAUCGAUGAGUCUGUGCUUUCAACGAAGGAGCUGCUGGGCUUACAGCAGGCUGAGGAGCGGCUGAAAAGAGACUGCAUCGACAGGCUGAAAAGGCGACCAAGAAACUACCCUACAGCAAAGUACACCUGCAAACUUUGUGAUGUUUUAAUUGAAUCCAUUGCAUUUGCUCAUAAGCAUAUCAAAGAGAAGAGGCACAAGAAAAACAUUAAGGAGAAGCAAGAGGAAGAGUUGCUCACCACGUUACCCCCGCCUACACCCUCCCAGAUAAAUGCAAUUGGUAUUGCCAUUGACAAAGUGGUACAGGAGUUUGGCUUACACAAUGAGAACUUGGAACAGAGACUAGAAAUUAAACGUAUCAUGGAAAAUGUGUUCCAACACAAGUUACCAGAUUGUUCUCUGAGAUUAUAUGGGUCAUCCUGUAGCAGAUUGGGUUUCAAAAAUUCGGAUAUAAACAUUGACAUUCAAUUUCCAGCCAUUAUGUCUCAGCCAGAUGUUCUCUUACUUGUCCAAGAAUGUUUAAAGAACAAUGACUCUUUUAUUGAUGUUGAUGCAGAUUUCCAUGCUCGGGUGCCAGUGGUGGUGUGCAGAGAAAAGCAAAGUGGUCUUCUUUGUAAAGUGAGCGCAGGAAAUGAAAAUGCUUGUCUGACAACAAAUCAUUUAACUGCCCUUGGAAAACUAGAAUCAAAGCUGGUUCCUCUGGUAAUUGCAUUUAGGUACUGGGCAAAGCUUUGCAGUAUAGAUCGCCCUGAAGAAGGAGGUUUACCACCUUAUGUGUUUGCUCUGAUGGCCAUUUUCUUUCUUCAACAGAGGAAAGAACCCCUUCUGCCUGUUUAUCUAGGAUCAUGGAUUGAAGGAUUCUCACUAAGCAAAUUAGGAAAUUUCAACCUUAAAGAAAUUGAGAAAGACUCUGUGGUCUGGGAAUACACUGAUAAUGUUGCAGGGGAUGUGGACUCAGCAAAAGAGGAGGCACCAAAGGAGAUGGCCGUUAAAAGGGGACAGGUAUCAUUAAUAUUUGAUUCAAAACAGCAGCCUUCAGUACCAGUUGGGCAACUCUGGGUAGAAUUGCUUCGAUUCUAUGCUUUAGAAUUUAAUUUGGCUGAUUUAGUGAUAAGUAUCCGUGUCAAAGAAUCGAUAUCUCGUGAAUCAAAGGAUUGGCCCAAAAAACGCAUUGCCAUUGAAGAUCCCUACUCUGUAAAAAGAAAUGUGGCAAGGACCCUAAAUAAUCAACCUGUGUUUGAAUAUAUACUUCAUUGUUUAAGGACAACGUAUAAAUAUUUUGCUCUUCCACACAAAGUUACGAAAUCCAGUUUUCCAAAGCCUCUGAGUACUGUCAGCUGUACUUCUGAAUGUUCUAAAGAAAUAGCAAAACACGAUCCAGAGGUACAAGCAAAAGGUGAUAAACUAAAAAACUCAGUUUUGGCUCAAGGUUCUGGUGCUGCCAGUUCAACUGCAAACACCUGCAAGGCACAGCCACUUACUCUUAAAGAGACUGCUAAAAACUUUGAAAACCCAUCAGCAGAGAAAAUGGGAAACUCACACAUCAGUGUCCACCUGGAAAACUCUGACUGUAUUAAGGCAAAAGUCAGUUCUGGUGACUCUAAGGACGUUGAAGUACAUCAUCAAGAAACAGGAAGUAAAAAUAAGAAAGAAAAAAGUGGAAAGGAAAGCAAGCAUCCUUUGACUGCUGAUGAUCAAGCUUUAAGUAGUAGCAAGUGUGGAGCGCUUGUUACCUGUGGCAGCCCAGGAAAUAAGGAGACAGAUACCACUUUGGAUCUAGAAGGCUUCAGAAAUCCUGUAGCUAAAGAGUAUGAUGAAUUUCCUACUUCCUAUGCCAAGGCUGAUGUUGAUGAAGAAAGCAUAGAAGGUACCAGUGAACUUGGAGAUGCUGUAAGCCACUUUACCCCUUCAAGACAGAGCCAGAUAUCAGGAAUCCUUCACUCUGAUGAGGAAGAGGAGGACGAGGAGGAGGAAGAAGAACCCCGGCUCUCCAUUUCCCGAAGGGAAGAUGAGGAUGACAUUGCUAAUGGAGAUGAAUUAGACAACACCUUCACUGGAUCAGGGGAUGAGGAUGCCCUGUCUGAAGAGGAUGUGGAAUUAGAUGGAUCUGCUAAGUAUGAAGACUUGAAAGAAUGUGGAAAACACCAUGUAGAUGGAAAUCUACUAGUGGAACUUAAUAAAAUCAGCCUUAAAGAAGAAAGUGUAUGUGAGGAAAAUUCAACUGUGGACCAGUCUGAUUUCUUCUAUGAAUUUAGUAAACUCACCUUCACCAAAGGCAAGUCUCCUACAGUAGUUUGCAGUUUAUGCAAACGAGAGGGUCAUCUAAAGAAGGACUGUCCUGAAGACUUCAAAAGAAUCCAGCUGGAACCUUUGCCACCAUUAACACCCAAAUUUUCAAAUAUCUUAGAUCAAGUUUGCAUUCAGUGUUAUAAGGAUUUUUCUCCAACUGUUCUAGAAGAUCAGGCUCGUGAACAUAUUCGGCAAAACCUAGAAAAUUUCAUAAAGCAGGAGUUUCCAGGAACUAAAUUGAGCUUGUUUGGCUCCUCCAAAAAUGGAUUUGGGUUCAAACAGAGCGACCUUGAUGUCUGCAUGACAAUUAACGGACUUGAAACUGCUGAGGGGUUGGACUGUGUAAGAACUAUUGAAGAAUUGGCAAGAGUCCUCAAAAAGCAUUCAGGACUGAGAAACAUCUUGCCUAUUACAACAGCAAAGGUGCCAAUUGUAAAGUUCUUCCAUUUGAGAAGCGGGCUGGAAGUGGACAUCAGUUUGUAUAACACAUUGGCCCUUCAUAACACAAGACUCUUAUCUGCUUAUGCAGCCAUUGAUCCCAGAGUGAAAUAUUUGUGCUAUACUAUGAAAGUAUUUACAAAGAUGUGCGAUAUUGGCGAUGCUUCUAGAGGCAGCUUAUCGUCAUACGCAUAUACGCUCAUGGUGCUAUAUUUUCUACAGCAGAGGACUCCACCAGUUAUUCCUGUCCUUCAAGAGAUAUACAAAGGUGAAAAGAAACCUGAAAUAUUUGUUGAUGGCUGGAAUAUUUAUUUUUUUGAUCAAAUAGAUGAACUGCCCAACUAUUGGCCAGAAUAUGGAAAAAAUACAGAAUCUGUUGGGCAGCUAUGGUUGGGACUUCUUCGUUUCUACACAGAGGAAUUUGAUUUUAAAGAACAUGUAAUUAGCAUCAGGAGAAAAAGUCUGCUUACAACUUUUAAGAAACAGUGGACAUCAAAAUACAUUGUUAUUGAAGAUCCAUUUGAUUUGAAUCAUAAUCUUGGAGCCGGAUUAUCAAGGAAAAUGACAAAUUUUAUAAUGAAAGCAUUUAUUAAUGGGAGAAGAGUAUUUGGGAUUCCAGUCAAAGGAUUUCCAAAGGACUACCCCUCAAAAAUGGAGUACUUUUUUGAUCCAGAUGUACUAACUGAAGGAGAGCUGGCCCCAAAUGAUAGAUGUUGCCGCAUUUGUGGGAAAAUUGGACACUUCAUGAAGGACUGUCCUAUGAGGAGAAAAGUGAGGCGACGGCGAGAUCAGGAAGAUACCCUGAACCAAAGAUACCCUGAGAACAAAGACAAAAGAAGCAAAGAAGAUAAAGAAAUUCAAAACAAGUACACGGAGAGAGAGGUAUCCACAAAAGAAGAUAAACCCAUGCAGUGCACACCUCAGAAAGCCAAGCCAGUGAGGGCAGCUGCUGAGCCAGGGAGAGAGAAAAUCCUCAGGCCGCCAGUGGAAAAGUGGAAGAGACCGGAGGACAAAGACUUAAGAGAAAAACGUUGUUUUAUUUGUGGAAGAGAAGGGCACAUUAAAAAGGAGUGCCCUCAGUUUAAAGGCUCUUCAGGUCUGUCUAAAUCAGAUUGUGUAUUUGGAUCCCCUUCUUCAUCUAACCCUUUGAGACCAGCUGGCACAUUUGUUCAGGCAGUGCUUUUACAUGAAGACCAAAAGAAACAAAAAACAUCUAUAUUUUUGAGUCCCCAGUCAGAUUGGAGAGCUGCCUGUGUUAGUUAUAAAGAAUGAAGAGGCUAAGCCGUUCCAUCAGGUGUCAGUUUCUGAGAGAGAGUGCCUCCAGAGCCUCGGCAGCCUCCCCAGGCCCCACGGCAGAUAAGAGCUCUUCCCUGCUGUCACCAGCCCAGGCUGCAAUAAGCCAGGGCACAGUGGUCUCACCCUGGGAAAGCUAAGGAAGCUCCAGGUGAAGGGCAUUUGGUUGUCUCUACUUUGAAUGUUAACAAGGAAAAUAAAUUGAAUUAUUAAAUUAUUUAGGUACUUCUGUUUCUGUUAGUACCAAGAUGAAUUAUCUCAAGUAUAUAAAAUGAUCUACUUAGAAAUAGGCAUUUAUUUUUAUAUGUGAAUAUUUUACAGUUUUGUUUAUUUAAUAUUGGGAAAAACAUUUGAUAUGGCAUCAAGUUUCUCUACAAUCAGACUGAGGUAGAAUAUCCCAAAGAGAAACAGAAAUCUUCAAAGAAUUGUCACCCUUACCCAAGAGGGGAACAUGGUAUCCAUGAAAGGUGAAGACAUAGGAGAUUCUGUAAGAACAGGCAAGAGCAGCUCUUUCCUGGGAAGGUUUUGUAAUUGUUCUCAUUGGAAUGCAUGGACUUAAAAAUAAGAAAAGUUCUACUGGGAAAACCCUCAAAAUGAAAUAGAGUGAAAUGAGAAUGAGGUCUGUUCUGAGAGGAUUUGAUUGACAGUGGGAGUAGCCAUGAAACAUGGAUGAGGAGAUUGACAAGCUGCUCUGGAAGCUGCUUCAGCAAAUGAAAGUGUUUUGGAGACAAACUCCACUGCAGUUUGUGGGGUUGUUUCCCAUAGAUCCUCUGAGAGUUUGAAGGUCACAUAGUUACCAGAUGUAAAGCCAAAAGACUUGCUUUUACAAGCUUCAGCCUUGAAUAGACAUUUCCAGAAUACUUUACUUAAGAAAAUACUGGUCCUUACUUAGUUGAGAUUUGUUUUGUCAAAGAUAAGAUGUUUAUGAAUAUCAGCUUUGCCGUCAGAUUGCACGGUGUGAUUUCUGGCUUUGUGAUCUUAUCCUCCCUUGCUUCAGUUUCCUCAUCUGUUAAAGGGGAUAAUAAUAAUACUUAUCUUGUAGGACUGUUGCAAAAUCUAUGUAAAAGCACUUAGAACAGUACCUGCAUGAUGUGAGAGCAGAGGUUGGUGGGCGCCAGUGGCGUUUGGUGUUCUGCAGGACAUCUGUCAGCAUUGCUUCUGCUAAAGAUUUUACGCAUCUUGAAAGUAAAAUGUUAAUAUAACUUCUUAAGUGGGGGAAAGGUACAGAUGUUAGACGUAUACCUAGAAAUGGCAAUACCAAUUGACAAUAGGUUAGGAUUUCAAUAAAUUAUCUUCUGAGUGAAAGAUUUACAUAUUUAUAAAUGUUUUGAGUAACCAUAAAAUUUAAGCUUACUACAGAAAAAAAAAGUUAUUGCAAUAAAUAAGGUUAGCUUUCUACCAGAAAAAAAAAAAUUAUAGGUGGUUAAAACUUAUCUUUUCUAAUAAACUCUUCAAGUUAAUGACAAUUGUUAAUACUGUCAAAUUUACCCAUGAAAAAUUUAUACAAGUUAUGUAUGUUGUUAUGUGAAAUGUCUCAACAUUAAGUAGGAUUAAGUUCCCAGAAAGCUCUUUCUUUUCACAGACUUUAUUUAUUUGUAAUGCAUGGGUGGUUUCCUAAGGAGAAGCUGCUAGUGUGUACAGCCCCUGUUCUUCCGCAAUAGCUGAAUUGACCUUAGAAGAAAGAGGUGAGCUCCUCUGAGCUCCAGGUGUCCCGUUUAUAAAAUUGGCAAAAGCACCAUCUGUCUCGUGCUGCUGUGCUAAAAGCAGCCACCCACAUCAGAUAAUCAACCAAGUUCUCUUUCCUCUCCUGAUACUUCCUCCAUUCCACUAAGCUACAUAUAGUUCCUGACUCUCAAAUGAGACAGCAGUAGAUAGAAAAUCCCACAAGUUUCCUUGCUCUUAUUUCCUCCCUCCGUCACAUACACACAGCUAACAGUGCCUUAGAUGUUCAGUAAGUUUUAUUGAUUAGAGGUGGACUCAUUUUGACAAAGUAAAGAAGAGUGGGAGAGUGAUCAAGAACAAGAGCUUUAAAGUCAGACUUACUCUAGUUUGACAUCCAGUCCAAUCAUUUACUAGCUCCAUUACCUCUGUCAAGUUAGUGGACCUCUCUGCCUCAGUUUCCUUGUCCAUAAAUUGGGGCUAAUAGCUCACAGGGCAACUAUAAGGAUUAGUUUCAUAUAUGUAAAGCCCUUAACACCGUAUCUGGCACACAUCACUCAAUAAAUUAUUAUUACUCUUACUGCUGUAGAUAACAGAAAGUCUCCAACUAUGCUCUGUCUAAC
Molecule: messenger RNA, 7163 nt
Organism: Capra hircus (goat)
Lineage: Eukaryota; Metazoa; Chordata; Mammalia; Artiodactyla; Bovidae
Gene: TUT7
Product: zinc finger CCHC-type containing 6
Exons: 29
Coding region: 256-4860 (1534 amino acids)
Molecular function (GO): nucleic acid binding; RNA uridylyltransferase activity; zinc ion binding
Source: RefSeq, a predicted model, not a curated record